UCGGCGACGUACAGAAUCACAACAACACAAUUUGCAAACUAUCGUAAAGAACGGACCGUGUUUCAGUUACGCUGCGCGGAAACAAUAUAAUGGCGGACGAAAACGAAAACUCGUGUGAUAAGUUCGAUGAUGUGAAACCGGAUAAAAUGUUCACGCUAAAAAAAUGGAACGCCGUCGCGAUGUGGAGUUGGGACGUUGAGUGCGAUACGUGUGCUAUUUGCCGUGUGCAGGUUAUGGAUGCUUGCCUUCGUUGCCAGGCGGAAAGCAAAAAGGACACACUCGGCCGACAGGAUUGUGUUGUCGUGUGGGGCGAAUGCAACCAUUCCUUCCAUCACUGUUGCAUGUCACUAUGGAUAAAGCAGAACAAUAGGUGCCCGUUGUGCCAACAAGAGUGGUCCAUCCAGCGUAUGGGCAAAUAAACUCUGCCGCUUGUCGAAGGAUACAAUCAGGAUACAAACACCUCACCGCCAUCAUUUUCGAACAAUUUCGGACAAACAAUCCAUGAAAACACGUUACUACAAUAAGGAGGAGGGGAAUUGCAACCGAAUCUCUUGGUAGUAUUGUUCUAGAUUUUUAAUAAAUAAGCGAUUAUUCCACUGUAACGUAACACAAAAAAUUUAUUUUUUAUUUUUUCCCUCUCUAUCGUAACAAACCGCAACGCUGAAAGCAUUCCCCUUUUAAUAUUUACACACUAGUUUGGCGAAUCCUAAAAAAAUAGUUUUUAUUUUAUAACUCUGCCCACUUUCGAAAGAUUUCGUAGCAGAAAAUGACCGAUUUUAGGAUUUUAAGUAAAAGAAGAGCAUGCUACAAGGGAGGUAGCUCUUCAUUGAAAGUUUUCAAAAAUUAUUUCAAGGAAAUCUUUCAUUCAAUUUUUCAAGGAAAUUUUUCAUGUUUAUUCCUUUAAUUUAAGUAGCAUUUUCACCGGCCAAUCUUUAAC
Messenger RNA from Anopheles funestus (African malaria mosquito), 937 nucleotides. RefSeq names its product RING-box protein 2 (gene Roc2). Bases 90 to 419 code for a protein of 109 amino acids. Lineage: Eukaryota; Metazoa; Arthropoda; Insecta; Diptera; Culicidae. Gene Ontology annotation, biological process: protein ubiquitination; ubiquitin-dependent protein catabolic process. The transcript is spliced from 2 exons. The record is from RefSeq and is a predicted model, not a curated record. Gene Ontology annotation, cellular component: nucleus; Cul5-RING ubiquitin ligase complex. Gene Ontology annotation, molecular function: cullin family protein binding; zinc ion binding; ubiquitin protein ligase activity.